This is a messenger RNA of Oreochromis aureus, 3322 nucleotides long. RefSeq lists its product as uncharacterized. The record is from RefSeq and is a predicted model, not a curated record. The coding region runs from base 1754 to 3319 and encodes 521 amino acids. NCBI's taxonomy places the organism in Eukaryota, Metazoa, Chordata, Actinopteri, Cichliformes, Cichlidae. The transcript is spliced from 10 exons.
GGCAACCUUCCGAUUACAAGGCGAACUCCCAACUCUUGAGCCACGAUCGCCCAAAUUAGGAAUACCUUUGGUUAUGCACGCUUUUGCCAGACAUACAGCUUCCUCUACCACAGCCCCGAACUUCAAACAUGUAUCGAGCAAUGUCAACAUUCUCAACUCCUUGGUCUCCCCUCACUCUAGAAAUAUGAAAAACAAAGGAUACAGAAAUUACACAGUAUAAAAUUUUAACAAUAUUUUAAAGUUAAUCAUUUAAAGAAAAAUGUUAAUGUUUUACAUUCAACUGUUUGAGCGCUUAUGCAGAGCUAUAUUUGUAAAUAUUUUCCCCAAAAGUACAAUGCACAACUAGCAAUGUUAACUUGCAAAGUCAGUGAAAUGGUUGUUCUGUCACAGUCUGGUUGAGCAGCUGGCUGUGUGAAGUAUGAAUAGUGGACCUAAGUGCAGACAAAAAGGGAAUGUGGAACAAAACUUGAAUGUUAACAGAAAGCAAGCCGUUUAUUAAGGCUGGUAAAAACUAUACAAAACAAAAGGGAGAGGAGCUAAAGUGGGGAGACUAAAGAUAAACAUAAAAACCAAAACAUGAAACUCGACGUGGAGACAAAAAUACCUGAAACCUGGAGCGUAGGAGCAGAGACGAUGCACAGUAAAAAAUGGAGUGUCAAUAUUUCAAUGUAAACCUAUUUUAACCUAGAGAGAGUAUUUACAACUCUGUGAGGAGUAAACCAGCUCUAACAUCAGAGUUAAAAGUCAGUGUAAAGUUCUAUAGACACGGAAUGAAGACUUAACUCCACACAGUGUUGAUUAGUACCAGUCCGCAGGCGUGCGCGGUCUCAGAGCUGUGUGACACACGGAAUUUUCUCCAAAGAGCUGCCACAGUCAGGUAAGUUAAGUUAACAUUCCCAUACUGGUAACAUUGUUUAAUAAGUAUUUUUAAACUAAACAGCUCUUUAUAGUUACACUGAUGUCGAGUGAGGACAUGUUAGCAGCAUUUACCCAUAGGUUUAAUGAUAUUGUCGGGUAGCUACAUGCUAACAGUUGCUAAAAGUUCAAGUGUUCGUUAUCUUCUCACUGAGUUAAGAUGAACCUAAAACAUGUUAACUAUGUAUUUCUUCUAAGUGCAGCUUAGAUAAUAUUAUUGUCACAUGUCUAAUGGGAUCGUUUUAACAACUAAAUUACCGUUUAUUAGUAAGCUAAUAAUGGCUACUUAGCUUCGAACGAACUAUCAGAAAAAGUGGGUAACACUACCAUAAAGUUUACUCUACUGAUUUAUAUUCUUUUAAGCACAUGCCAAAGGCAUACACUAAUUUAGAAUUAAUUUAGAGUAUUUUGUAUAAAUUAACUGACAGCAAUGUUAAUGAUAUGUUAAUAUACAUUAAUGGUAAAUGGCCUGUAUUUAUAUAGCGCUUUACUAGUCCCUAAGGACCCCAAAGCGCUUUACAUAUCCAGACAUCCACUAAUUAAUUGUUCACAGAAAUAAAGCGAAUUUGCAGUAAGAGCGACCAAUACUUGAUAAGUAGACUAAAGUUAUUAAACAAUAUUAGAUGUUAGUCACACUUGGUCCAUUUGCAGUAACACUGGUUGAUAAAGGAUCUUUAUUAGCAGUUAAUCUGUCACUUAUUUCUUCAUACUGUAGCUGCUAAGUAAUAUUAACUUUUAACUGCUUCUAUUUUGUAUAAAAACUAAAGCUCUAAAGUACAUCCACAGUCUUAAACUCUUUCCUUUAUUAUUUUUUUCCUCUUUGUUUCGUUAACAGAAUAUGUUGCUGCGUGUUUUGUUUGGUGGGGAGCAGAAGUAUGUUAGGCUGUCUGACCUGACAUUUGAUGCUUUCAUGAAAGAAGUGUGCCUAAAAUUUAACAUACCAGAAGGCAGACAGCUAGAUAUGAAGGUGUUUGACCAGUCUGACACAGAAGUAGACGCAGAGGUGUUUGAAGAAAUAGUGAAGGGGUCACCUGGAACCUUCCGAGUCAUGCUGAGCAAUGAAGAACUUGGUGCAUCUCUAUCAUCAUCAUCUUCUCCAUCUGAUGAUACAAUCGUUCUAAACUUCACAAUGUGUGACCCUCCAGAAGAAGCAGCCACCACUGAAGGAAGACAACCUAAAAGGCCAUGCCAUAUAAACUAUGAGGCAAACGCUUUGAUUGAAAAAAUCCUAACAACAAAGCCUGGUGGUGAACACAUCAUACAAGAGUAUGCAAAAACCAAAUCUCUGACAGAUGCAACCAGAAGACAGAUGAUAAACAUACUUGCUGCUGAGAUGACAGAAACACAUGGGACAUCUCCCCCUAAAAGUGUAAGAGUGACGUAUGCGCAGGGGAUUGUUGCUCUGUUUCCAUAUCUGGAAGACCCAUAUUCACAACAUGGAUAUGAACAUUACUAUGAUCCAGAGAGCGGUUCAGGAUACCUUGCGUGGCGGUUGAAGACCAUUCAAAGAAAAGCUGCAGAGGAAAGAAGUGUCUCAGUUUCCAAAUCUCCUAAAAUUGGCGGGCCAGGCCGUGGUCGAUCCAGACCACUCACCACUGAGACAGUGUUAUCAGAUGAGGAUGUAAAAGCAGCUAUUGCUCUUUUGAGACACUCUGCGGAUGAAGAAACUAUCUGUGAAAAGAUGAAAGCUACCUUCAUUUAUCGGCAUUCAAUGGUCAGCGAUGAUAAGAAUGCAGCAGAUGUCUUCAUAGUCUUCCCGCGGUUUCUGGACACACCAGGACUGAUAGAACAAGAUUUCAGACUCCUGUUUGAUGAGGUCACUGCCAACAAAUUCUUGGAGAGAUGGCCCAUCGAUCUCAAAUCAAAGAUUUUAAAGGAAAGUCAUGGACUUGUCUCCACCUCAGAGCUCUUGGAGUUGAUGUGCAAUGCUGAGUCAGCUACUGAAGUUGAGAAUGGCUGGGACAGUGACAUGUCUGCUAUCUUGCUGCUGCUACAUCUGCUACCACCAUCUGCACAAGGGCGAAAGAGACCAGGAAAGAUGUCUGCACCUCAAGCUGUCGAUGACCUCAUCAAAUUCCUAAAGGCUGGAACCAGUGUACAGCAGCAUCUAGACAACAUCACCCGAAGCAGUCAGCCCUACCUUCUUGCUCAGGGACCCACAAGAAGCAGCAUUCACACCUUCUUCAUUGUGAUUGACAAGCAUGCACUUCCAUGUAAAGUGACAGGUUCAGUAGGAGCCCUUGAUGAACUCUUUAAGGCCCAUUAUGUCUUUGAUACGUCAUACAGUUCAUCCCUGACCAACUUUUUCACUUUUCUGCAAACAACCAUUUACAACAUUGAUGUUGAAAGGAAACUCCCAGAGUUGCACAGUUGCGAGCAAGAAUGGUGCGUUAGUAUCCAUUGAGAU